AAGGUCAAAGUGUAUGAAAGGAGGAAGCGACGCAACUAGCUUGCGAUUCAGGUGAAGCCGUGGAUGUAACCGCCGGAGGGAGCGACAGCGCGUAGCUUAAAGACAAUGAAUCAUACAGAUACAUGACCGGGCUUCGUACCUUCUCCGACGAUGCUGUGUUUGGGUGUAAAUGUCGUGAGGUCGUCGGUGUCUUUACAGAAGCUGUGUAUCCUCUCCCUCCUGCACAUGAGACAUCGUUUCUAUCGUUGCCCUCGGCAAACAUGCAGGAGAGGUCUAUACAUGGGGACCGUUCGCAGCCUCUCCACUGGACCACAUUCGCCUCCUCCUCCCACACCAACUGACUCCCCUGAGUGCACUGAACCAGGACCCAGCCGCAGUACCUCUGCUUGGUCUCCUGACCAGGGUCCGCCGCCUGCUCCCACACACUGCUGCAUGAGUGGCUGUCAUAACUGUGUGUGGAUCGAACACGCAGAGCAGCUGUUGGCGUACUACAACGACGGAGGCGACCGGGCGCUCGCCGCUGUUGAGGAGAACAUCCUCGACGAGAACCUUAAAACCUACUUAAAGAUGGAGAUUAGACUCUUGAAAAGACAGGACUGAUGCAUUUUCUGCCAGUGGCCUGGACCACAGUGUUGACAGACUGAGUGUAAGCACUUUAUAGCGCACCCCAGGCUCCGAUUUUUACCUGCACACUUUCACCUCCACCUCCUUUGGGUCACACAGUUCACGUCUGCAGAAUAUUUCAGAAAAUUGACAGGAGCUACCAGGUCUGGCAGGGGAAAAGCCAAGGUAACUGUCGAGUCCAGGAGUCCACCUGCACUUCCCGAUGAACAGAAUAAUCCAGCUGUAGAAGAUGAUAGAGUAUGACUGUGACUGACCGCUCCUGGUUCUAGACUUCUGUUUAAUGGUGUCUGGCGUUCCCAGCCCUGAGCAAUUCACUUUAUAAGUACAACAUGAUUAUUACUAAAGAAUGGGAGAUGAUGCUGAAGCUCAGAAGCUUGCUUAACUCCUGUGAAGUCCCUGUCUCAACACAGCGCGUUGGAGCUUGCUUGAGAGUAAGAACACCAUGUGACAGAUGAAGUCCGAAGCUUCAGACACAGUGGUGCUUCAGAAAGAGCUUCAUUCAGUUUGACAGUUUGGAAGGUUUUUCAGCUAAACUGUGGGAUCUAGUGUGACAGACACUGGUGGGAUAAGAAAAGAGGAGAAUAAUUGAGAAACAGUGAGGCUGCUUUAAGUUUUGAAAAUAACCAGAUGUCGCUGUACCUGCUUGGUUUAAAGCCCCAAAGUUACGAAUCUUUUUUCUGCACAAAUAGAGAGAGAGCUCCAAAGCUUCAAAAGGCUACCUUCACCCAUCAUUUAUUAUUACUGAUCGGAAUACUGCCGAAAAAAAGAGAAAUCCGACCUGUGUUGUUUGAGGCUGAAAUUCAUCCUGAAGCUUCAGCUUAAAAUGUAACAAACAAACCCAACCUGUUUCACUCUUUUUGCAGCUGAUAAGAAAAUUAAAAUGACAGCUCGUGUCUUUGGGAGUUGUUAGAAAAUUCAUUUAGUUUUAUUCAUACUUUUCUUUACUUUUAACUCUCUGAACCGUUGCGCUGUAUAAGUCGCUGUUUCAUUGUCAUGUUUCCUUUAGUCAUGAAGCACAUUUGGAAUUUGAUCGAUUUAUCGGUUUGUUUGAAGUUUGAACUGAAGUGUUAAAAGUAUAUUGCUGUGUGUUGACUGGUUAUUUGCUUCAUUGUAUUUGAGAAUAUAUUUAAAUUAUGUCUUGGAAAUUAAGUAUUAAUUAAUGAAAUGUUUAUUCUAAGAA
Messenger RNA from Xiphias gladius (swordfish), 1804 nucleotides. It is a transcript of the gene oxld1, whose product is annotated as oxidoreductase-like domain containing 1. Gene Ontology annotation, cellular component: mitochondrion. Bases 151 to 600 code for a protein of 149 amino acids. The record is from RefSeq and is a predicted model, not a curated record. Lineage: Eukaryota; Metazoa; Chordata; Actinopteri; Istiophoriformes; Xiphiidae. The transcript is spliced from 2 exons.